Molecule: messenger RNA, 2716 nt
Organism: Trichobilharzia regenti
Lineage: Eukaryota; Metazoa; Platyhelminthes; Trematoda; Strigeidida; Schistosomatidae
Source: the annotation of a GenBank genome assembly
UAGGUGAAGUGGUCAACAUGUUCUGUCACUUCACUCCCUGGUUCCCAUUAGGAAAUGUCAUCCUACCCUCCAAACGACAACCUAUAACGUCUCGUUUAUCACAACCAGUUUUUCCAUUGUGACCGACGGUUUGUUUUACAUUAGAACGAGCAGGCGUGUCACAUAUGAAUGCUAGAACACUGACAGUCACACUCCUACCCCUCUUCUCAACAUUAGACCGUUUUAAUAAAGAUCUUUCAAUUCAACUAAUAGGUCCAUAGAUACCUCAUUGAAGUUGUUUCGUUUUCUUAAACUCCCAUGUAUUCCAAUUAAGAAAACGUCACUGACGUAUGGAGUUGUGGUACGACUACUAAAUUACAUAGUUAACUCCAAGGAAAUCAGUCUAAAAUCAGCUUUGGAUCACUGCACAUCAAACUCUGCUUGAUCUUCUAUCUGGGUUCUUUGGUUCACGUGUGCCAAAUACAUGUGCCAUGUUAUACAUAUCUGAAAUCUGAAUAAUCUUCAGAGUUUAUAAUUGUCAUGAUUUCUAACUGUGCGAUAUGUGUCCUACCAAAUGUCAAUGCUUUUCAGUCUCCGUGUUUAGUUCCCAUGUUAUUUUCCUAUUAUUUCGCUGUUUGGAGCCAGCCUUUAUUUUCCGUAUUUCGACUAGUACUUUUGUCGACAGUUAUAUAGUAUAGCCAAGUUUGGCUCGCUAUCUCUCGUGUUACAGUCCUCCAAACGUAGCUGACAACAACAGCCAAAUUUAUAUAUCGAGACAUUCCUUUUAAAAUCAGUCUUAUUUCUUGCAUAAAUAAAAGCCGAAUACGAGUGAGAACAUGAGACCUUGGCACCAUUUCAUUACUUGUAUGAACGAAUAAUAUGCGGGAUUGGUCUUUUCCAUCGGCGCUUUAAUUCUAUUUUUCGUGGGUCAUUGUAGCGUUUGCCCUUGUGGGACGCCAAUGUUGAACUUUACCUCUAGUGAUCUGUGGAACGUCAAGAUUUGACAAUUAAAGGUUUGACUCGAGCAACCCAUUCCGUCUUUUGCCUUCUUUAUGGUGACGCAGUUUGUAUUACCUUGAUUUUAUGUAACCUCAUUUCUUCAUAUUAGGAUAAUUGUCGUCAUUUUGUUUGACUUUCAGUUAUCAUAGUAAUUUUACCUGUGACAGCCUCUUAGUGCAUCGGAAGUUAUUUAUUCCAAAAGGCUAUUGCCUAUCAAUGAAUGAAUUUUUUAGUCUAUUCCAGCUGAAGUGGAAUUUCAACCGGUUUAGCAAAAGUCCUGUCACAAAUAGUAUUUAUUAUUAUAAUUACCGUUUCACUUUUUGUAUAUUGGUCUAACUGACUAUGACACAAAUUGGACCGAGUUAAACCUGGCCGUUUUCACUGGUUCCAGUUAGUGAAUGCACUGAUAAAACAUGAAUAGAGAAAGGUGUAUGAAGGACUUCCUCAUCCCGUAAAUAAUACCUUCAUUGUGUGAUGUAUCCAGUAAACGAGUUAUUAUGAAAUCAGCAUGAUUUGUUUCCAAUUCCAACGAUUUCAUAGAUAAUCACUUUUCACUGCUAUCUUGGAAAUGCUGAUACGUAUAUCGACUAUCAGUUAAGCUUCACAGCCUUACUGUAUUCUUGUUAUAAACAAAUAGCAAUUAGCGUUGUCCUUCAUCAUAAAGAAAAACGCUAAUAGUAUUUAAAUACAAGUACCUGAGGAUCGAUUUAUAGUGACUUUUUUAUUUUAUUAUCCUAAAUUCCAGAUUUCUAAGCAAUCAAUAUUUAUAUCAAACAACUGAAUCAUGAAGAAUGACUAUGACAGCAAUCUGUCUUUGGCAACUGGGGGUUUCGAUCACACGAUAAAAAUGUGGCAACCAAAUACUGGAAUAUACAUCCAAGGUUUCCAACACAAUGAGUCCCAAGUAAACGCCUUAGCAUUUUCGCGCGAUGGGCAUUAUCUAGCUGCUGCUGGCUAUGGGAGAGUUCGUGUUUAUGAUGUUCAGGGUCCUGGAACACCUUUCGUAACGGUCUCAGACUUUACGAAAAAUGUAAACACUGUUGGAUUUAAUGACACAGGAAACUGGAUGUUCGCAGGUGCAGAAGAUCGUGUAGCAAAGAUUAUAGAUUGGCGAGCGGGUGGGAAUAUAUGGAUAUCUCGUAUUUAUCAGGCAUCUUCGAGUAUUAAUACCAUGUUACUUCAUCGUAACCAGCAUGAAAUUAUUAUGGGUACAAACAAAGGGGAAGUUAUAAUAUGGGAUCUACGUAACAAUGCUGCUAAAUCUAUAUCUACUAAUACCUGGAAUGAACCUAUUCAUAGUCUUUCUAUUGACCAAGAUGUAACUUCUUUAGCUGCCGUUAACUCAGAUGGCCAACUAAUUGUCUGGUCUCUAACUGGUGAUUCUGCUUGGAAUCCUUUGGAAAAGCAUCGGCAGAAAGUACAUUCUUCAUUUGCUGUAAAAGUUCAAUUUUCACCAGAUAGUACCUUGAUAGCUACUGGAGGUGGUGAUGGAAAAUUUAAUAUCCUGAAAACAGCUGAUUUCAGUGUGGUUACAAGCCGGAAAGGCUGUGUAUCUGGUCAUCAUUGGGUAUGGGAUUGUGCAUUCUCUGCUGAUUCUCGUUUUUUAAUUACUGCCACAUCAGAUGGAAUUGCUCGUCUAUGGAAUUUAGACACAAAUGAAGUACCAAUCGAAUACAAAGGACAUCAAAGAGCAAUUACUUGUAUGGCUUUCCGUGACAAUUCUUUAAAAUCUGCGUGA